Corythoichthys intestinalis (scribbled pipefish) is the source of this 5960-nucleotide messenger RNA. RefSeq names its product insulin receptor substrate 2-like. The coding region runs from base 213 to 3368 and encodes 1051 amino acids. The record is from RefSeq and is a predicted model, not a curated record. Gene Ontology annotation, cellular component: plasma membrane; cytosol. Lineage: Eukaryota; Metazoa; Chordata; Actinopteri; Syngnathiformes; Syngnathidae. Gene Ontology annotation, biological process: insulin receptor signaling pathway. The transcript is spliced from 3 exons. Gene Ontology annotation, molecular function: phosphatidylinositol 3-kinase binding; insulin receptor binding.
GAACAGUGCGUCACAUGUUGUUUUUCUCCACAACCGGAUCAGUCAUACGGCACCUUCGCCCGUAUCUUUUUUGAUUUUGUUUAUUUAUUUUUUUGACUCCGAACACAGCGGACAAGUCUGCCAUGGAUUAAAUGCACGUCUGUCUGUUGUCGUUAUAUCUUUAAUUUCGCUUUUUGAAAUUGAGCUCAUUCUGGUGCUCCGUGGCAAGAAAGAUGGCAAGUCCUCCGGGGACGGCGGGACACCUGUUAUCUAGUGGCGUCAAUGGCGUAAAGAAGUGCGGCUACUUAAGGAAGCAGAAACACGGGCACCGACGUUUUUUCGUGCUGAGGGAACCCGCCGACCGCUCGCCUGCUCGGCUGGAGUACUAUGAGAGCGAGAAGAAAUGGCGAAACAAGGGCGCCGCUAAACGGGUGAUUAGUUUGGACUCCUGCCUCUGCGUCAACAAGCGGGCGGACGCCAAACAUAAACACCUGAUCGCCCUCUACACCAAGGACGAGUACUUCGCUGUGGCUGCGGACAGCGAGCAGGAUCAGGAGAGCUGGUAUGUUGUUCUGACCGACCUCCUCGCCGAGGGGAGGGUGUACGACAGUCCCGCUUCUACUUCCUCUCUCGUUGGUUUUGAAGAGGCCAACUAUGGACUCGUUAGCCCAGCAACAGCGACAUACAAGGAGGUAUGGCAAGUCAAUUUAAAAUCUAAAGGUCUUGGUCAGGUGAAGAACCUCACUGGUGUCUAUAGGCUUUGUUUGUCCAGCCGAACCAUCAGUUUUGUGAAGCUGAACUGCGAGACAGCGGCGGUAUGUUUACAGCUCAUGAACAUCAGGAGAUGUGGCCACUCAGAUAGUUUCUUCUUCAUUGAGGUUGGGCGGUCAGCAGUGACUGGGGCCGGGGAGUUCUGGAUGCAGGCAGAGGACUCGGUGGUGGCUCAGAACAUCCACGAGACCAUUCUGGAAGCUAUGAAGGCUAUGAAGGAGCUCUCAGAGUUCAGGCCUAGAAGCAAAAGCCAGUCAGCCAGCACCACCCCCAUCUCUGUGCCCACACGCCGCAACCUCAAUAAUUUGCCCCCAAGUCAGACGGGGCUCACGAGGAGAUCCAGGACAGCCAGCGCGGCAGCCACAUCUCCAGGGAGGAAGUUUACAUCCUGUCGGGUUAGAACCUCCAGCGAGGGUGACGGAAGUGUGCCGCGGCCCGUGUCUAUGUCAAUGCCCGCAAAUGAAAGACCCGCUAGUCCAAACGCCGGCACUCAACUCAGCAGGUCCCACACUCUGAGCAACGGUCGCACCUGCAGGAUACUCGAGUCAUCCUCCAAUUUGCACCACAGCCUGUCCAUGCCAGUAUCCAACUCCCCUCCAGCUUCAUCCAGCCCAAUCAGCAUGUCUCCUGGGCAUAAUCUCACCACACCCAACAAGGCCGGACAACCUUUUAGUUGUAGCGGCUUCCUUAGCGACACUGGUUUCAUGCUGUGUGAUGAUUACAGUUGCAGUCCACUUGAAACAAAGUUCCUUCCCCUGACUCGCAGCGACACCCCUGACUCACUCUCGAGCACCCCUUCAUCCCGUGACAUGAGCGACCCUUGUGGCUACAUGCUAAUGGUGGGUGCGAAUAGUAACAAGUCCAGGGCGGCCAGCGAAGGUGUGAUGAUUGAUAAAGCUUACAGGAAGCGAACUCACUCCCUUACAACGCCACGUCAACAGAAAGCGGUGUCACUUUCUUCAGCAUCAUUAGAUGAGUACACACUCAUCCAGGCUGGCAAUGGACACAACUCUCAUUCAGCCUCACCCAAAGUCUGCUACCCAGAAGAUUAUGGAGACAUAGAGGUUGGCUCAUCCAGAAGCUCUAGCAGUAACCUUGGUGACGAUGGCUACAUGCCCAUGACUCCAGGUGUGGCGCCACAAUGUGGUAAAGGGGACAACUAUAUGCCGAUGAGCCCCAUGUGUGUCUCUGCACCUAAGCAGAUUGUGAACCCUCGAGUCCACCCUCACGGGCCUACCAGUAGAAGCUAUAAGACCAGCUCCCCCUCCAGCAUCUCACUGGAGGACAGCGGCUACAUGAGAAUGUGGUGUGGCUCCAAGUCCUCCGUGGAGAGCCCGGACAGACACGGUGAAUACAUGAACAUGUCACCUGGAAACCCACCUGCAUUCCAGACCCCCCCAGAUUACUAUUUGGGUUUAAUGGCUGGAGAACCAACAUUGGUGAGGCCAACGUACCAGCCGAGCACCUCCUCCAAUUCUGCUGCAGCCCAACCAUCCAAAAAUGAUGAUGGCAACCAGUAUGUAUUGAUGAGUCCUCAAAGUUCAAGACCCAGGGCGGCAGAUAUGGACUACUAUUCCGUGAUGCAACCUGUAGCAGCUCAAAACUCGCCGCUGAGCCCUUCAACAGCUUCCUCAGCUAGACACAACCGAGCUCAGAACGUGACCCACCGAGGUAGGCUUGGCAGGCCUAACAGACUGUCCCUUGACACGCUCAAGACCCUGCCUAGCAUGCACGAGUACCCCCUUCCCGGAGAGCCCCGUAGCCCUGGAGAAUACAUUAACAUUGACUUUAGUGACACCCGAAUUUCUCCACCUUCAACAGAGUCCACUGAGAGCCAGUCCUCAUCUUUGAGCUCCAGUGAUGAGGGUUCCAGAAGGCCAUGUCUGACUUCCUACAUCAAACUUGAGAUGGCUUUGCAGCAGCCAAAGAGAGCUGAUACUCUUACUGCAGAACACAUGGACGCACUCCCAGACCUAUCCUUGUGUCCCAGCCCAAAUGAGGAAGUUGUGUACCAUUUAGAUGGCAAAAAAGAUACAAAAGAAGGAGUUGAGGGGGAUAAAGAUUAUACUGAAAUGAAAUUUGGAAUGACAAGCUCACCCCCGCAGCUUGUUCCUCAAAACACAAGCAUCCAGGGCAGCAGAGGGAGAAGGCAUUCACUGGAGGAGUUGGCUGUCCCAGAAGGAAUUGGAGUCUUUCUCCUAGGGGCUGCCUCUUCAUCAAUACUCGACCCACACUGCUCCGCCAAGGUGAUCCGCGCCAAUCCGCAAGGACGGAGACGCCACAGCUCUGAGACCUUUUCCUCCACGGCCACUGUGACACCAGUCUUCCCUUCGUUUGCCCGUGGUGAGAUUGUGAAAAGGCACAGCUCUGUGGAGAAUAUCUCCUCUCGGAGCAGUGAGGGCUCCGACGAGGAGUACGGCAGUCCCGUAAACGGGCAAGGCUCGGUCGCUUAUCCAAACAGACUGAACUACAUUGCUUUGAACCUGCUGGACAACAAAUGUGAUGAAAUUGUUGGCUUCAAACCGACUGGCAGCUGCAAACAGGGUGUCAAUGGAUUACACAGCACGUCAUAUGUCUGCUUGGGCUUCAAGGAGUCUGCAACAACUGCCAAAGAUUGAAGCAGUCAUUCGUCCCUGAGAUCUACAUGACUUCAUUUACCUCUACAAUCCAAGAGAUGGCAUGCAACCUCGAUGCUACACACACACAAAAAAUCAUUCGCACACAUGUACGUCUAUAUAGGCCAUCAUUUAUGCUGGUUGUGAAUUGGCGAAAGGUGAGAAAGUGUAUGUAAUUUUGAGCAUGGUAACGGAGCAGCAAUUCAGUCAGUGAACACUGUUACCAUGAAAGCUGGCCACCAGUACCAUGAGAAGUGCACUGAGUAUAGAAGUAUGUUUGGUGAGUUUAUUUAUUUUUAUAGAGCGAAUGUCUAACAAGUCCCACCCAAUGCCUUAAAUGUCUAUAUUGUUCGCUAUUAUUUUCAAUGAAAUAAGAGAUAAAAUAUUCUAUUGCGGUAUAUCUGUCUGGACUUAUAUAUUGAUAUUCGUGUGAGAAAGUAGUCUUAUUUCAGAAAAGUACAUUUCAAGUAUUUUCUUAAUUUGCUAUUUAUUCUCACAAGAUUAUUUUUUUACCCAACCUUAAAAAUAUAUUUCUAAAAAGUUGUAUCUAAACUCCACAACACCUUUGACCUUUUCCUUCGGUCACGUGGUACUGCAGCCUCAUGUUGACUCCACGCAUUCAUGCCCUGUCUUGCUGUAAUGCCAUUGAACGGUACGAGAGGGAAUCACACAGUGGCUAGGGAUAUUCUAUGCUAAAGAGUAAAACAUCUGGCACCACCAUGGAUGCUGUCAGGGGAGUCUGCUGUCUGGAAAGGAAACGGAAGUAAAGCUGUGGUUCUUUAAACAGUGGGUCCCUAAAGGGAUACACUUUUAUUAUUAUUAUUAUUUUUUUUUAACAUAUCGUUUAUAACAAAAAGCAAAAGUAUACCAACCUUUUGGGAAAUGCCAGUAAAAGAAAUAUUAAUAGUAAACCUGCCAAUUAACAACUGAUUUUGCUGCAAGGACAUGUCACGUAAAUUUUUACAUCCCAGCAUGAGCGAGUUAUUAAAGGAAUAAAUUCGAAUUUUCUUGGUGGAAGAAGGCAUAUAUAUUUUUUUUUUCAUUGACAUCGGAAAAAUACAUCAUUGUACUAGUAAGGAUUACAAUUUUAAAAAUAUAUUUUCUUCAAAUAAAAGAAAAAGAAACAUUCAACAUUUCAGCUUAGCAUUAUGAACGAGUCCUCAGGGAAGAAUUCUCUCAUGUGACCAAAACAUUUGAGAACCACUGGUCUUUAGAACUAAAGCGACAUUUUACAAUUGUACCUCAAAGAGCUUUAGGAUAAUAGGGAUGCUGCCACCAUCUCUGCUCAGUACCAUUCUGUACAGUCUAUGCACACCAUUCAUCUUUGCAUUAGUACCACCCUUUACAUAACUAAUCACUACAUCUCACUUGUUUGCACUGCUCGGACACACUGUAUAUUAAAAUAUUACAAUACAUCUUUUUUCUGUUAAUGUUUAUAAGCUGCUUUGAGAUUUUAGUCGUUCUAUCAUAUGAUUGAUGCAGCGCUUGCAAUUUGUGUCCCUCCCCUCAGUCUUAAAAUGGUAAAUAUGAGAUGUCAGUCCUCCAUGGUGUCGUACGAGUGUGCCGAAUCCACCUCCACACUUUCAGGGUACUCUAGAACUUGAAAACAUUAGAAUCAGGUCCAAAAAUAUCACUUAGCUGGUGACAGUUUUAACAAGAGUUUUAUGACAUUAGAGCUAUAUACCAUGAUGGUACUGGUAUUUAUAUGUAUUAACUACCUGGAUGUGAAUAUGCUGUAAAUAGACAGAGUUUAAAUGAAAACUGUUCUACUGAGAGUACAAAGAAUUUAUUAUAGAUUGCCUGUGUCGCAUAUAUACUAUGCGGUAUUUCUGUGAAAAUAUUCCACCUACCCUUGUUUCUAUUACUAUUAUUUCUUUCUGGUUUUAGCAGUACAUUGUAUGCUUUCUCCUUCACUGUCUAAAAGCAAAAUAUUUUAUUAAAAAUCUAUUGCCUUGUUGAACUUCACCUAAUGCUAUAAUAUGCAAAAAUGACAUGAAUAUGAUAGUUUCGAACAGCGAAACCAAAUGUAAGAAGAGUUUUGUUUUGGUUUUGCUGCUGUUCCCUUGUCAAAUUUUUCUUCCCGCUGAGUGUUUUGUCUUUGGUGUCUUCCAUUGUACUUACAACACUAUGCUCUCUAUUGUGACACUCACAAGAAAUUAGUAUAAUCAUUUAUGGAUUCUGGUGGUCAAUUAUUAUUGCUUUGAUCUGUAUAGAUUGUGCAUAGUGACCAAAAUAAAUAUAUACAUUUAUUUAAAGCGGUAAAACUGCUUUCCUUGUUUUUUUUUUUGUUUUUUGUUUUUUCUUUGUAAUGAGGCCUAUGUGUGAGGAAUUAUAAGCAUAGCCCUUUAUAGGGCACUCAGACGGCGUUAGAUGCCCAAUCCUGACUGGGAGAGUCUGGCAGGGAUCAAUUGCUGUCAGUCAAAAUGGAUUGGAAAUCUAGUGCUGUCAAUGGCACUGGAAGAUGAACAUUCACAGCCAGUUCUCUAAAUGAAAUGGAUGUCUGUCGUUGUCAGUGGCAGGCAAUGAGUUAAAUACUAUGAAAUAAUAAUUUUAAAAAAACAAAAACAUUUGUGUUACCCUGAGACAUAGUGUAAU